ACGAAAUCCAUCUACGGCUCGCGUCGUUCUCUACUGGAUACGAUUGAACUAAGAGAGAGCGAGAUGAAGGUCCGUACUACAACCACCUCUAACCCAUGGUCUGCGAACCCGUUAGCACGAGCAGCAGAUAGCCAGGAAGAUGAUCCAAUGGAAGAAGCCAACCCGAUUGUGCGCUUUCGGACAAUCCAGAACACGAUAUAUGCACAAGUUGAAGGAGAACUGUAUUUCCAGCUACCUAUGGAAUUCCCCGUUUACCCC
Phytophthora sojae is the source of this 258-nucleotide messenger RNA. RefSeq lists its product as hypothetical. NCBI's taxonomy places the organism in Eukaryota, Oomycota, Peronosporomycetes, Peronosporales, Peronosporaceae. The record is from RefSeq and is a predicted model, not a curated record. The annotation marks the transcript as partial. The transcript is spliced from 2 exons.